Molecule: messenger RNA, 483 nt
Organism: Didymosphaeria variabile
Lineage: Eukaryota; Fungi; Ascomycota; Dothideomycetes; Pleosporales; Didymosphaeriaceae
Exons: 2
Coding region: 1-483 (160 amino acids)
Source: RefSeq, a predicted model, not a curated record
AUGGACGUUAUCCAAAACUACGUCUCCCUCCUCCACACGCUCCUCCCCUCAACCCUCACAAACCCCCUCAUCCAAAUAGUCACCACCCUCUACGGCCUCUCCAAAACACUGCAAACGCAUAUCUCCCCGCUCAUAACCCAAGUCAUCACCCAACCGGACAUCGCCUCCAUCCUCGCCCUCGUCGCAAUCCUCUGGUUCAGCCUACAAAUCUUCGGCAUGCUGUACCGCAGCGUCAUGUUCUGGGUGCGGCUCGUGUGGCAGCUCGUCAAGUAUAGCUUGAUCAUUGGGAUAUCGCUGUGGAUCUGGAACCGCGGGAUGGACGGCGCGAUUCAGGAUGCGCAGGAGCUGGCGGGUUUUUGGGCGGGGAGUUCAAGAGGUUUCAGGGGAGGCGAAGGCGUGGAAGGGGCGGAGGAGGCGCAGAUUAGGAUGCAGGCGAAGCAGAGGGCUGCGGGGGUAUGGGUGGCGUUAGAGGCGGAGAGGUGA